AAUAAGUGUUUAAGUGUUAAAAGCUAGAUGGCCUGAACCCUCUGGUCUUUUAUUAAUGAAUUAAAACCCUUUAAACAAAUUUAAUAAAACUUUAUUGAGCCAAAAAAUACAGAUACAGACAAAUACAACCAAAACACAGCAAUGACCAUAAAAUGUGAUGUAAAUAGGAAAUUACAAGUCAAAUUGUAAAGAACACGAAAAGACAUUUACUCAUCGAGAGAAGUACAAAGUUAUACAGUAUGGUACACUUUGAAAGUAUGAAUAUUUCUAGGAGUGUUCUAUGAAAAUUCAGUUGUAAAAUAUUGGGACAAAUUAUAAAUCUCACUCUAAUGUUAAUAAAAUUUGGUUGGAAAAUUGCCAGUAUUAUGUUUUAUCAAAACUAAAAGGUGUAAACUACAUCACGUAAAACUUCACGCGGGAAAAGAUGACGCAACAACAUUGGAUAAUUUUCCCAUCAGCAAGCUUUUACAACUGCGCCUAACUUAACCUAAAUAACUCAAACGUGUUUUAAAACCAGACAAAACUAAGUUGUUAGAGUCUAAGUCUACUACUUUAUAGCAAACUUAUUAGCGUGUACACGUUAAGAUAUAUUAACGCUAAUUCGUUCGCUAGCAUUUGCGGUUAGCUACUAGCAAGUUCAGUAGAAGAAAAUGACGUCCGGGAAAGUCUGUAUGAGAAACAAAGAGAAAACGUCAGAGUGGCCAGGGUUGUUUCUGAAUGACCUAAAAACCAAGAAGGAGUCUCUGAUCUUUGUCAAGAGGAUGAUGGCUGUGGCUGUGUCCUCCAUCACCUACCUUAGAGGGAUUUUCCCUGAGUAUGCCUACAGAUCCAGAUAUCUAGCAGAUAUGUGCAUCAAAGUCUUGCAUGAAAACGGCAACACCCCGGGCGCAAGUAAAGUUGUGAAAUGGCUGAUGGGAUCCUUUGAUGCAUUGGAGAAACAGUAUCUGCAGGUUAUAUCCAUUGGGGUCUACACCGAUCCUGAAAAUCCUAAUUGCAUCAUUGAGGCGUACCAGUUUAACUUCAGAUACACUGAAAAGGGACCCGAGAUGAACAUUCUCAGGAACAAAAACGUGGAAAUGCAAGUGACGCUGGAAAACACCAAGCAAGCCUCGGUGCUGCUCAUCAGGAAGCUCUUCCUGCUCAUGCAGAACUUGGAUGCCCUUCCCAACAAAGUCUACCUCACCAUGAAGCUCUACUACUACGAUGACAUCACUCCUGCAGACUACCAACCUCCAGGCUUCAAGGAGGGGGUGUACGAUCACCUGUGGUUUGAGGGAAUGCCUGUGCACUUCAAAGUGGGUGAGGUGCACACAUCUUAUCACGCCUUGAGAGUCCAAGUGUCUGUGGAGCAAAGCCAGGUGGAGAAACUUCAGAGAAGAGAUUCCCUGAAGGAGAGCGGGCCACUUUCUGUGGAUGAGGAAAAGAAGGUUCCUUCAAAGAAAAUGGACACUGAGGGGGAUUUCCCUUCUGAGGAUGAGUCUGCACAGUUCAAGAAACCUGCAAGACCUCUUCAAAAGAGAAGGGCAGCAACCAAAACUCUGGUGACCAAGAAACGAAGAGUUUAGACAACCAGACGAGUUUCAUUUAGUGUUUUAUUGUGAUCCAUACAAACAGUUCAAGUUAGGUUUGUAGCAAAAAAAAAAAAAAA
This is a messenger RNA of Oryzias latipes (Japanese medaka), 1648 nucleotides long. It is a transcript of the gene zte38, whose product is annotated as zebrafish testis-expressed 38. The record is from RefSeq and is a predicted model, not a curated record. NCBI's taxonomy places the organism in Eukaryota, Metazoa, Chordata, Actinopteri, Beloniformes, Adrianichthyidae.